This is a messenger RNA of Cordyceps militaris CM01, 1263 nucleotides long. RefSeq lists its product as uncharacterized. The transcript has 4 exons. Lineage: Eukaryota; Fungi; Ascomycota; Sordariomycetes; Hypocreales; Cordycipitaceae. The coding region runs from base 1 to 1263 and encodes 420 amino acids. The record is from RefSeq and is a predicted model, not a curated record.
AUGGCACUCUUCAUUGAUCUGGAAGUCGACGACGACGGCGGCGAUGCGCAGGAUCCCAGUAGUAGUCGCCAGUCUGUUGGGCCACCGGUAGCCGCCCUCGAUGCGCCGACUACGCCGACCGUUUGCAACGCUACAACCCGCGCCUUCCAGUGCUACCCCAUCGUCGUCGGUGUCGUUUCUCACGUCGACCUCGUCACCCUCGACUCGCUCGCCCGCACCAGCCGCAUGAUCCACCACGGGCUUGUCCAGUACCGCGCCGCCCUCGUCGCCGCGACGCUGCACUGCACCAACGAGACCCUCGCCGUCGGCCCGGACGCGACGUUGCGGUACCGCGCCGACAAGACGGGCCUUUGCGCGCGCGACAUGAAUUGCACCAUCAAGUCCCCGGCUUCGAGCACCCUGCGGGAACGCCACCGUCGACUUUGCGCGCCGUGCGCCAAAGCACCGCUUGAGCAGGUUGCCUGCCCGGGCCUGGACAUGAGUCUGCCCCAGAGCGCUGACACGAUGCGGCGCGCGUUGUGCGACUGCGAGUCGAGCGGCGUUUGGCUGUGCCAACCCUGCGGCCGCACCAUCCGCAACGCCGACCACGACUAUAUCCGCAUCUGGCGCUGGCGCAACCACUACGGCGAGGUCCUCGGCUGCCUGGGCACCGGCAUCGGCGACGCUGACCGCGGCGUCAUUUGCGGCCGCGAGGAGCAGUGCCUGGCUGCGCGGGAGCGCGAGCAAGAAAUCGAUUGUGACGCCGAAGAUGCGCGCAGCAGCCGCACACCAUCCACCUCUUCGUCAUCUGAUUACAACCCGGCCACGCCCCCCGGCGGCGGCGGCCACGACACUUCGUACUUCUCCAUCAUUGCAUCGUCGCCAUCGGACUCCAACACCAUCGAGUUCCUCAUGGGAGAGGACGCCGCGGCCCGCGCGCGCACCCCUUCGCCGCUGCUCCUCGGUCCCGGCUACGAGCGCCACGAGAUUGAGGGCAUCGGCGGCAUCGUCAAGCGCAAGCUCGUGCGCAUGGUCCGCGUCGGCCGCUGCGUGCCCGAGUGGGAGGAGGAGCGCACGUCGGCCCGCGUCCUCGGGAGGGAGGCACGCGGCGAGGCCCGUAGCUGGUGCGGCUGGUGCCGGCGCGUCGUGCCCGGCCGUGAGGACCUCCGGCCAAAGGACGCCGACACGAUGCUGCCACUGAGGGCCGGCGUGCAGACAGCGGCGAAGAAGACGCAGAAUCGCCCGUCGCUGACGCCGAUGGUGUGUGCGCCGGUUAGAAGCUGA